Molecule: messenger RNA, 2444 nt
Organism: Spea bombifrons (plains spadefoot toad)
Lineage: Eukaryota; Metazoa; Chordata; Amphibia; Anura; Pelobatidae
Gene: TRPV3
Product: transient receptor potential cation channel subfamily V member 3
Exons: 18
Biological process (GO): calcium ion import across plasma membrane
Cellular component (GO): membrane
Molecular function (GO): protein binding; calcium channel activity
Source: RefSeq, a predicted model, not a curated record
CAGGAACAUUAUAGCCUGGAUUGCCUUAACCUGAAGACGGAGAUAUUUUCUUUUUUCUCUUAUGGGAUAAGCAAAACUUGAAGAUGAUUAAAGGCCAGGGUGACAGCAUGCCCCUUCUGAUCAAAGACAGAAUAGCCCCAGGAACCCCUCCUCGGACUCAAAAGAUUAUGGAAAACCAGAUGAAAAAAACUGACACCACAGACUUUCCUCUCAUACCGAGCAAAUCCUCUCCUCCGGUGUUUUCCAAACCCAUGGAUUCAACCAUUAGAAUUGGUGACAGCAGGAAAAGCGAGGAUAUAGAUUCCCCUCAGACCCCUCAGGAUGUGUCCGAACACUUGCUCCGACAAUAUAAUAAUAGGUAAGAUUCUUUCACACAAUUAAGCCGCAGGAAGAAUGCACGGAGACCACCAAAAAACCUUCUGUUUAAGACAGUUUCUGAAGGUGAUGUGGAGGCUUUAAAAAGGCUUCUCGAAGAAGCAAAGGAGUCAUCUUCUGGAUUUACAGAGAGGAGUGCACAAGAUUUUUUUAUGUACAAACUAACAUCAAAGGACACCGGAAAAACCUGUCUGAUGAAGGCAUUAUUAAACAUAAAUGAGAACACGCCUGAAAUUGUACAGAUCCUGCUUUCAUUUGCAGAAGAGAAUGGGUUCCUGGAUAGAUUUAUUAAUGCUGAAUAUACAGAAGAAAACUACAAAGGACAAACCGCAUUAAACAUAGCCAUAGAAAGAAGGCAAAGUGAUCUUGUAAAGUAUCUAAUUAAAAAGGGAGCCAAAAUAAAUGUACGUGCACAGGGAAGGUUCUUUAAUCCAAGGAAUAAACAUGAAGGAUUUUACUUUGGUGAAACUCCAUUGGCAUUGGCCGCUUGCACCAAUCAAUCUGAUGUGGUGCAGCUACUCAUGGAGAAUAAUCAGACAGAUGUCACCAUUCAGGACUCUUUGGGAAAUACGGUGCUCCAUGCUUUGGUUACAGUAGCAGAACACUCCGAGGCACAGAACGCAUUCAUAAUACGGAUGUAUGACACAAUCCUCAUGGCCUGUAAAAACAAGUCUUUGGAAAGCAUAGUUAACAAUGAUGGCCUCACACCAAUGCAACUUGCAGCCAAGAGCGGAAAGACAGAGAUUCUUCAUUAUAUACUCAGUCGAGAAAUAAAAGAAAAGGAAAAUCGGGUCCUUUCCAGAAAAUUCACAGACUGGGUUUAUGGGCCUGUCUCCUCCUCACUAUAUGACUUGAAUGAUAUAGACACUACCAGUCGGAACUCACUGCUUGAAAUUGUGGUCUACAAUGCCAACAUUGAUAACCGCCAUGAAUUGUUGGCUUUGGAGCCCCUUCACACAUUACUACAAAUGAAAUGGAAAAAGUUCGCCAGAUACAUGUUCUUCAUAUCUUUCCUCCUUUCUUUCAUGUACAAUGUUGUGUUAACGCUUGUCUCCUACUACCGGCCUCGCGGAGAUCAGGCUCUGUAUCCAUUAAGUCUGUCGCAUGACAAGGGAUGGCUGCAGCUAUUUGGACAGAUGUUUAUUAUUAUUUGCGCUACUUACUUAAUGAUCAAAGAGGGUGUGGUUAUUUUUUUGACGAGGCCGUCAGACCUGCGGAUGAUGCUGUCAGAUGCCUGGUUCCAUGUCUUAUUUUUCAUCCAAGCCGUCCUGGUUGUAUUGUCGGUUUUCUGUUACUUGUUUGGGGUAAAGGAAUACCUGGCAUUUCUUGUCUUAGCUAUGGCACUCGGAUGGGCAAAUAUGCUUUAUUACACAAGAGGAUUCCAGUCCUUGGGAAUCUACAGCGUGAUGAUUCAAAAGGUCAUCUUGAAUGACGUACUGAAGUUUCUGUUCGUAUACAUUCUGUUUUUAUUUGGAUUCGGAGUUGCACUUGCAUCGCUGAUUGAAAACUGUGCGGAUGGGGACGAGUGCAGCGCCUACAAGAGCUUCAGCACAGCAAUCGUGGAGCUGUUUAAACUCACCAUCGGAUUAGGAGACUUAGAGAUCCAGCAAGACUCCAAAUAUCCUGUGCUAUUCCUGCUUCUCCUGAUAGCCUACGUUAUAUUAACGUUUGUGCUUCUUCUGAACAUGCUCAUCGCUCUGAUGGGAGAGACGGUGGAGAAAAUCUCAAAGGAAAGUGAGCACAUCUGGAGGCUCCAGAGAGCGAGAACCAUUUUGGAGUUUGAAAAAAGUUUGCCCAUGUGGCUCAAGGAUAAAUUUCAGCUUGGAGAACCCUGUACAGUUUCCAAAAAUGAUAACAGGACAUGUUUAAGGAUAAAUGAAGUUAAAUGGACUGAAUGGCACAAUCAUGUCACCUGCAUAAAUGAAGAGCCUGGUUUUACUAUGAUAAGAGGGGGUGAAAAUAACACCAACCUGAAUGGGGAGGAUGAGCCCGACAAUUUUGAAAAUGACCAAGAAAUCACAAUCGUCUUUGAAAAUCCAAAGAACCAAACAUUUGAGACCACAGUUUAG